ACUCGCUUUGUAUCAGUACCCAUGUGUGAGAUUUCUGUCAACAGUUGUUUGGGCUUACCUUGACAACUAGAUAGCUCCAUCUGAGGCUGUGAUGCUUGGGCAUUCUGUGACGGGUGGUACUUUCCAGUUUUAGUCAUGGAUCAUGCCCUUCUCUACUUUAUCAUUACUGAUUCUGAAUGCGUCUUUCACCUCCUUUUUGACUUACUCACUUACGAAUGCUCUGAGCCGGUAAUGUGCAACGUAGUUCCUCAUUAUUUUUGAGGAAUUAUUCGAACAUGUUGAUGUGUAUCUACGUGACGAAGAUACGGUGGCUUUUAUUCGAGAGAGAGAGAGAGAGAGAGAGAGACUGAGGGGCUAGUUCUUUUAUGAGAUGCUCAGUGUCCCCUUUCGGAGUUGCUGUAGUUUUCAAAGAGACAACGAACAACCAACUUACGCUCUGGGGUGAUGUGUCACGCGCUGCAUUACUUCUUGGUUUCCACAACGCAAGCCGAUUCGUAGAAAUGCCGCACACGACAGGAUUUGUGACUUACUGUGUUUCAAAAUGGUAGUGUAUUCUGCGAGCAUGAAGCGUCGUUAACCCAAGGACAAACACCUGAGAAGCCAUGUCGUACUUUGUACCACCAUGCAACUAUGGGAUGGUAGAAUACGACCUCAGCCGGUCUGGACAAUGUCACCAGCUGAAUUUCCCCUUUUUGGAGCGACUUAACCUUAAGACCGUCAUUUACCUCUCCCAUGACGAGCCCUCUCAGCCGUUCUUGAGCUUCCUAGAGGAUCAAGGAAUUGCGCUAAUCCGGCCGUUAGGUUUGCACUCUGACAUUCCAGAAGCCAGUCCCAUGUCUGAAGCUGAAGUCCUAUUUGCUUUACAGGUUAUUCUUUCUCCUCAAUACUACCCACUUCAUGUGAUGUGCAAUUUCGGACGCCACCGGACUGGCACAAUUGUGGGUUGUUUGCGGAAGCUUCAGAGAUGGAGCUUAACGGCGAUAUUUGAGGAGUACCGACGUUACGCUGGCACCAAAGUCCGCAUGCUUAAUGAACAGUUUAUCGAGUUAUUCGACACUGACUUGGUUCGAAUUCCAGUGGACCGCCCAACAUGGUUUUGACAUCUCCCAAGCAGGAAUAGUACAUGCUUUCGUGGCGUUUUCAGUGAUCUCGCAAAGGAGUAGGCCAUAGCAAAAUAUAAAUAGGCAGGCCUUAACCCAGGAGAACUGUAAACGAGUGAUAUAAAAUGGCUUAAAUCGCGUAGCACUGUCUCGUUGAAUUCGCACAGUUGACUGUCACGCAGAAAUGCCAUUAUGCACAUUUUCCUUCUCUAUAUACAUAUUAUUCGUGGGUAGAAACGGAGGUACAGCUCUACAGAUUGAGACAUCAGGUCAUUACAGAAUGUAGCGCGGCUUGCCUUCAAACAUGAUCAAAUGUAAGCUCUCAGGUAGAACUUCAAUGACAUUAUCCUUUCAUUCAACCAAACA
Molecule: messenger RNA, 1466 nt
Organism: Physcomitrium patens
Lineage: Eukaryota; Viridiplantae; Streptophyta; Bryopsida; Funariales; Funariaceae
Molecular function (GO): phosphatase activity
Source: RefSeq, a predicted model, not a curated record